Molecule: messenger RNA, 813 nt
Organism: Cynara cardunculus var. scolymus (artichoke)
Lineage: Eukaryota; Viridiplantae; Streptophyta; Magnoliopsida; Asterales; Asteraceae
Product: probable LRR receptor-like serine/threonine-protein kinase At1g53430
Exons: 4
Source: RefSeq, a predicted model, not a curated record
AUCUUCACAAAUAAAUCUUACAAUGCAGGUCAUUCUUUGUUUAUUAAUUGCGGUGGACCCAGAUCAGACUUUGACGGAAAUGAGUAUGAAGAAGAUUUGACCAACCAGCAAUCUUACUUCUAUUCUAGUCCCGAGAGAUGGGCUUAUAGCACGAAUGGGGUUUUCUUGGGCAACGAUGAUGCUCCAUUUGUUUCAAGAUCAGAAAAUGUGACAGGUGGAGAUGUAUAUAGAACAGCUCGCUUUUCUCCCAMUUCACUCCGGUACUAUGGACUGUGUUUGCGGCAGGGAAGUUAUAAAGUGAGGCUCCACUUUGCUGAAAUUAGUUAUUCUGAUGACAUGACAUUUAGCAGUCUGGGAAGACGCUAUUUUGAUAUAUCUGUCCAAGGGGUUCUGASGAGAAAGGACUUCAACAUCAUGGAAGAAGCUAAUGGUGUUGGCAGGGGCAUCUCCAUARACGUCARURAUGUUAUGGUUAAUGGUAGCACCCUAGAGAUUCACUUGUACUGGGCAGGGAAAGGGACUACUGCAAUUCCAGAUCGGGGUGUAUAUGGACCUCUUAUAUCCGGUAUCACAAUAACACCAAACUUUGACGUCAGUACAGGAGGAGGACUCGCUACUGGAGCUAUAGCUGGAAUUGUGAUUGGUUGCUGCGCAACUAUCGCGCUAAUUUUAUUGGUUCUUUGGAAGAAAGGUUAUCUAGGAGACAAAGAAGAUAAAGCUGGUAAAACAGAAAAUAUUAGAAGCAAAACAGCAAAGAAUGAAGUUUAUAGCACUACUUUCAGACAAUCAUCAGCAGCAGAUAAUAGGCAUUAA